CGCGCCCGCAAGCCGCCCCUCUGGGCUGGCGCCGGGUGGUGUCGGUCCACCAAGACCGUGAUGACGCGCCGCCGCCACUGGACUGGAGGCGAGGCGGCCAUUAGCCACCACAAGGCAAAGCUGUGGACCGCGCCUCCUCACUCCUCGCUCGGCCGGCUCCGCCUUCGCCAAAUCCAAUCUGAUCUGUGCACUGUGCAGCGAUCUCUCGGCACUCUGCUGCGCGCGAAGGAGCUUGCGAGCAUGUACAUGCGACGCAACACAACUGGAAAGAAGGAUGCGGCUGUCUGUUAUAUGAAUGCCCCUCUACCGUACGCCAUUGAAGAGAAUCACGGUGGAUGCUUCUUUGAUGACGACGAUGAUCUUGCACAAGUUCUUCAAGAUCAGGAAAUAUUGUAUCAAUUAUUUCAAGGAAAUAAUGGUAGCAGCUCAUCAAGAACUCAUUCAAUUCCCAGUUCUAGCUAUGGUCAUAAUCGGGCAUCAAAUGAACGAAAACCAUCAGGAGUUGCAAACUAUGAUUAUGAGUUGCAACUAGCAGUUGAUGAAGCUUUAGCUAGAGAGUUGCAAGAAAUGGAGGGCCAACUAGCCAAAACAGCACUUAAUGACAAUAAUGGAAGAAAGCCGACAUCCUCUUCAGCAUCGGAUAGAGGCAAUAAUUCUGCAAGCAGACCUCCUCAGGUAGUGGAGGAGGAUGGAAUUGAUCCUGAUAAUAUGACCUAUGAGGAACUGCAACAGUUAGGGGAAGCCAUUGGUACCCAAAGCAAAGGGCUGCCUGAAAGUGUCAUAGCACUCUUACCGACUUCAACUUACAAAAUUAGGAUAUUCUCAAGAAAGGAGAAAAAUGAUGAGUGUGUGAUCUGCUGUAUGGCUUACAAGAACCGAGACAGGCUGACUCAAUUGCCCUGUGGACAUCAGUAUCAUCAAGCUUGUGUCUCCAAAUGGUUACAGAUCAACAAGGUAUGCCCUGUUUGCAAUAAGGAGGUUUUUGGCUCGUAAAAUGAGGAUUGCAGAUUCAUCCGAUGGCCAGCUCCAGCGACCAUCUGAAGUGCCGCGGUUAGAGCUAAUGCACUGUAUUGCUUAAGGAUCGUAACACCGUCCAAACAAGUGAUGUCUCGAGGAAGAUCGAUAUGAUCUCUGUUUCUGAACUAGAGUCACUGGGACAUUCAGACUUGAUGUGACACUGUAGUCCUUUUUAUCAUCUCAUUGUGUAUAAUGGCCAGUUCAUUUCAGUUUCUUGGCUCCACCUCAUUCAGCCACUCUCUCUGGAAUAUUGCAACUUGGACUGAAUCAGUAACGGCGCGAAGAUUUAGGCGCUGAUGAAUUAUUCUAAAGCAAUUGGCACUGUGAUUAGCCAA
Molecule: messenger RNA, 1352 nt
Organism: Panicum hallii
Lineage: Eukaryota; Viridiplantae; Streptophyta; Magnoliopsida; Poales; Poaceae
Product: E3 ubiquitin-protein ligase BIG BROTHER-like
Exons: 8
Coding region: 61-993 (310 amino acids)
Biological process (GO): negative regulation of organ growth; protein ubiquitination
Molecular function (GO): ubiquitin-protein transferase activity; ubiquitin conjugating enzyme binding
Source: RefSeq, a predicted model, not a curated record